GCAAUGACUGCAUUGGAAACUAAAUGCCUUUAACACGGUGUUUGGCAUAUGUGACCUGUAUUGUAAAUGUCCUUGCAUCCAAAUUCGACAGUUAAAUAAAAUCGUAAUACUCAUUUUUAUCAUUCGUACUUGCUUCUCACGACAUUUUACUUGUGAUUAAAACGUUUGUGUUGUUAAUCCAUAUCGCACAAUAGAAAGCUUGAAACGUUAGAACUUUCAGGCUAUUAUAAUGUUUGCAUACAACGUUUCUGUUAUUCAAGUCAGUUGAAAAAAGAGUUGGUUCAAUUUCGUCCCUUAACACAUUGUAAGCUUUUCCAUUAGUUCGUGACCAUUUGAUUCAAUCAAUCAAAGUUACGACAAUGGGUCAUACAAACUCUUUCCUUAAAUCGAUUGGCAUUAUAUUUGUAGUUAUUCAGGAUGACUCGGCAUUAAUGUUUACACUCAAUCAUUCAACGGUCUAUUAUUCAAUUUUUUGUCUCUCCGUUGAUUGUUAAGUGACCCAUAAACGUCAAAGCAACGAUUUUAUUAUUUUUGUAUGCCAUUCAACAAUGGCCUAGUCAGAUGCAAGAUCCCAGAGUAAAGGAGAAGUGAGACACUGACAGUAAAGAAGAAUAUUAAAGAUGCUACUCAUUUUGAUGUUGCUUCAACUUCUGUCUGUCUCAUAUUCGGAAAUAUUUACGCCAAUUUUCGGAGCGAGUUGUGAUACGCUCGGACACGUUUCAAUGGUUGGAGAGGACAUCCGAAGAUGCGUCAAGGAGUGUGCUCGAAAACCCUGGUGUCAGUAUCUUGGAUACAGGCGUCACUUCCCGCUAUGUAACUUGUACAUAGAACCGUAUGAUGAAGCUUUGAAGUUUUCACGGACAGAUUGUGUUAUAGUCUUGAAAAGCGCCAUGCAAUCGGAGAUGAUAACGGAGUGUAACAAUGUAUGUCCGGUUAGUGUGACGUCAUUGCUGACAUGCAACGUCACCAGCCUUGGAAUUUCGUGCAUAAAAGAAGAAUGUCCACCACCUGAACAUGUUCCUUAUGCGAAGGAAGUCCUUGGGAAUAUGAACACAAACGGAAGCAAAAAACUGGUUUCAUGUCUGCCCGGAUAUAAAAUAGAGGGAGAGAAAAUCAUCAUAUGCAACGAUGGACAUUGGACACCCUUGCCUGCAUGCAUCAUCGAAGAACAAUGGGUAAGCAAUGUCCGAAAUUUCUCAUCCCAAGCUGUAUCCGCAAAAGAUCCGGAGUCUAUUGCGUGGAACGCAGUCCAGGUGAUGGGUCCGCCUGACGUUUAUCCAAAACACGAACAAAAUCCUCUGGCAUGGAGCGUUUCGCCGGCCAACGUGAAAUCUACAGAGGAAUUUCUUGAGCUUGAAUUCGCCAUCCCUGUCAAGGUAGGUCAUGUGGACAUUUACGAGACCUACAAAGCUGGAUCGGUGACGUCUAUCCAAGGUCUGCGUCUUUCAGAUGACGUCUGGGUAACUUUGUGGUCAACUGAUACACCCGAGGAAAUAAAUACAUCCAGGAUAUUUAGCCCGCCGCUGAAAGUGACUUCCUUCUUCACCAACAUCAUUCGCAUUAACAUGGAUGCUACUCUCUCGAGCGAUUAUAUAGAGGUGGAUGCUGUCAAACUUAUCACGGCCUAGAGAAAAAAAAACACAAAAAUGUAAAAAUUGGAAAAUUAUAUUUAGAUUGACGUAGGACAAAGUUUACUAAUAUAUUAUAGUAUUCCUGUUUUCUUUGAAAAAUAAUAGUGUAUUGUUGUGUUUUAUUGUUCUAUUACUUUUCUUUGAUUGCAGACUAAUUCCUUGUAUUACAGUUAACCCUUUCAAUCAUAUGCCUUUUUCCCUGAAACAGUUCAAUAAAUUUUAUUCAAAAGUUGAAUUAACCAUGAACUAUGAACGUCAUUCAACAUUAAUUGUCAGAAGCCCGGACCGUCGUUUGCACGGACAAUCGUCCUACACUUAUUUAGACAAAGCGUUUCUAUGUCGGUUUUUCAACCCGAAAAUUCGUUUUUACUAUUUUUUUUAAUCCGGGAUAUCUUUCCUUCAUUAUUUCUAAAGUUCAGACAUUCGAUCCUAUGUUAUUUUGACAGACAUGACAUGUGUUCCUACAUAAUUGAUAUCCCUUAGUAUUGGACAACUUGUCGAUUUGUUUAAUGCAAUAAAAAAUG
This is a messenger RNA of Dreissena polymorpha, 2155 nucleotides long. RefSeq lists its product as uncharacterized. The record is from RefSeq and is a predicted model, not a curated record. Lineage: Eukaryota; Metazoa; Mollusca; Bivalvia; Myida; Dreissenidae. The transcript is spliced from 6 exons. The coding region runs from base 621 to 1628 and encodes 335 amino acids.